Molecule: messenger RNA, 1125 nt
Organism: Quercus robur (English oak)
Lineage: Eukaryota; Viridiplantae; Streptophyta; Magnoliopsida; Fagales; Fagaceae
Product: chaperone protein dnaJ C76, chloroplastic-like
Exons: 7
Coding region: 77-976 (299 amino acids)
Source: RefSeq, a predicted model, not a curated record
UCAAAUUAGGCUGAAAGUAGCUUCCGAGGACUAAACUUUUGGCAACUCACAGAACCCAAAAAAAUCAUCAAGAAAUAUGCCAGUCUCUGUAGGUUCAAUUUGCCAGAUUUCUGUGCCAAUAGCUUCCAAAGCGCAAGGCCAUUUUGAUACAAACAAGUCCAUGUCAAGAUGGAGGCAGAGAAGCACUGUAAUCAGAUGUUAUAACAGAAGGGCAGAAGGGAGAGUAAGAGCAGAGAAGAAUUACUAUGAUUUGCUUGGAGUUUCUGUUGAAUCAAAUGCACAAGAAAUCAAAGAAGCUUACAGGAAGUUGCAAAAGAAGUAUCACCCAGAUAUUGCAGGCCAAGAGGGUCAUGAGCAUACUCUAAUGCUGAAUGAGGCCUAUAAGGUGCUGAUGAAAGAGGAUCUGAGGAGGCAGUAUGAUGCUUCCAUUGGUCAAAUGAGAGUACGAAAUGGGACAACAACCUACUCCGGCUUAGCUUAUAGCGCAUGGAAAGGGCCCUUGAGACCCCAAGCUCUAUUUGUGGAUGAGAAUGCAUGCAUAGGGUGCAGAGAAUGUGUGCAUCAUGCAUGUAGCACAUUCGUAAUGGAUGAAGCACUCGCGUGUGCAAGAGUCAAAGUUCAAUAUGGAGAUGACGAAGAAAAGAUUGAGGUUUCAGUUGAAUCAUGCCCUGUGAACUGCAUCCAUUGGGUGGAUAGGGAGGAAUUGCCAGCACUCGAGUUCCUGAUUCAGCCCCAGCCAAAGGAAGGGUAUGGCGUAUUUGGAGGAGGCUGGGAAAGACCAGCAAACGUUUUCAUGGCAGCUAAGUCCUUCACCAAGCAGCUGAAACAGCAGGAUGCCAUGGAACACCAUCAAACUCGAACAACAAGGGAAGAAGAAACCCCAGCUCAAGCUGAGGCUCGGGCUAAUGCCAGCAGAAAAUUAGAGGAGGAGAGAUUGUCAAGAAUUUGGAAUUGGAUGAAAGAAAUUUUCAGCUAGGAACAUGAUAUUUGAUUACAUAAUCCCCAGAAGGAGCCUUUAGAUGUCAAUCAUAGAUAAUGUAACAACUACAGAGUUAUAGCACAAGAUGUACAGAGACCAAAUUGAGAUCAGAAAUUACAUAAGGCGCUGAUUACAGCUUACGUUUA